AACAUUUCAUACAUUUCGAUUUCAUAUAUUGUAUGAUUUUAGAAAAUGUCUUUAAUAAUUAUGUUAAAUAUAGUUUAUAAGUGAUUAAAAUAGUGUUUAUUUUAAUUUUAAAACAAAGCUUCAAUAAUGAGAAUACAAUAAAGUAUAGAAUCGUACCGAUAGACUUGAAAUAUUAGCAAAAAUCAAGUACAGAAGGAAGAAAAAAGUGUUUGUAUGUUGCUACAAAUAGGUUAUAAUUUUAUAUUGCAUUAAAAGUCAAAAAAAGUGAUGGUUUACAUGGAUAGUAAUUAAAAUUUAGUGAAUAAAUUUCGUGUUUAUACAUUAUAAACGUGUUUAUAUAUACAUAUGUAAAUAUUGCUCCAUUUUUGGAUAUCUUGUAAUAAUCUGUAAUCAAAAUAUUUAUACCAUGGAUGAUCUACAGAAUUACAGAUUGCAACUUCAACAGGUCGAAGCUGCAUUGACAACCGAUCCAUCUAAUAAAGAAUUACUGAAAUUGAAAAUCGAUUUGGAAGAAGUGAUUGAAUUGACUCACGAUCUCAUAAAGUCACAGCAACAAGAAAAACGACAAACUGAUGAAACGGAUGUUAAAGAUCCUAUUCUUCUUGCAGUAUUAGCUAAUAAAUGGAGUGUUGGAGAUCUUUGUAUGGCUCCAUGGAGCGAGGAUGGAAAGUAUUACGAGGCUACGAUUGAUGGAAUAAAUGAGGAAGGUGUAGUAAAUCUUACUUUUAAUGAAUACAAAAACACAGAUGUUACAAUGCUCAGUCAGUUGAAAUCAGUUGCUAAACGACCAGCGUCCGAUUGGGCCGAACAAAAAGCAAAAAAAAUGCAAGUGGCAGCUGUCGCUGGAAGUGAUCCAAAUAAACAGCGAGAUUAUCUAAAGAAAAAGAAACAGAAAAAACUUCAAAGAUUUAAAGAACUCGAAGAAGAGAGGGAACAGGAGAAGAAUAAAUGGUUGGCAUUUGCAAAUAAGUCAACGAAGAAAGGUGUGAUUAAAAAGAGUAUUUUUGCAACGCCUGAAAAUGCAAACGGACGAGUUGGUAUUGGAACUUGUGGUGUUAGUGGUCGUGAAAUGACAAAAUUCAGUAACGGUGAAAAGUGGCGGCGUGGUACAUAAAUAUAUAUUGUAAAUAUAUCUAGGUCAGUAAGUUAUAUAUUAAGGGACUUAUAAACUAUUGAUUUUCUUUUUAUUUA
Leptopilina heterotoma is the source of this 1191-nucleotide messenger RNA. RefSeq names its product survival of motor neuron-related-splicing factor 30 (gene Spf30). Gene Ontology annotation, cellular component: nucleus; cytoplasm; precatalytic spliceosome. Lineage: Eukaryota; Metazoa; Arthropoda; Insecta; Hymenoptera; Figitidae. Gene Ontology annotation, biological process: regulation of alternative mRNA splicing, via spliceosome; mRNA processing. The record is from RefSeq and is a predicted model, not a curated record. Gene Ontology annotation, molecular function: RNA binding. The coding region runs from base 407 to 1114 and encodes 235 amino acids. The transcript is spliced from 5 exons.